Molecule: messenger RNA, 655 nt
Organism: Saprolegnia diclina VS20
Lineage: Eukaryota; Oomycota; Saprolegniomycetes; Saprolegniales; Saprolegniaceae
Exons: 5
Coding region: 60-539 (159 amino acids)
Biological process (GO): protein folding
Cellular component (GO): cytoplasm
Source: RefSeq, a predicted model, not a curated record
GGAGUUUGGUCGUAUCCGGAUGCCCGGCCGCCGUUUGCGGACACGUGCCAAUCGAGGUCAUGGCAAAGCAAGCGAUCCAUGCGGGGCGGCGCGCCUUCAAGCACCAAGGCCAAGUGAUCUACGAGUGGGAGCAGUCGCUUGAAGAGGUCAACAUCUUCAUCAAGCCGCCGCCGGGCGUGACCGCGAGCCACUUGCUCUGCACGAUCGCGCCCAGCCACGUCAUGCUGGGCAUCAAGGGCAACGCCGAGCGCUACCUCGACCACGAGCUGACGAGCCAAGUCGUCGUGGCCGAGAGCUACUGGAUGCUCGACGGUGGCGAACUCAACAUCAACUUGCAAAAGAUGAAGAAAGGCUUGACGUGGGACGCGGUGUUUGUCGGCCACGGCGAGCUGGACCCGCUGACAAAGGACGAAGUGCAAAAGAAGCUGCUGCUCGAGCGCUUCCAGCAGGAAAACCCGGGUUUUGACUUUUCCAACGCCGAGUUCAACGGGUCCGCUCCGGACGCACGCACGUUUAUGGGCGGCGUCCGCUACAACUAACACUUGGACAUGAGGCCCAUUCCGCUGCUCGAUGAGUGUGAAUUGGAUAAUUGAAUUUUCGUUUACAUACAAUAUAUUGAUGUUGCAAUAUAUUGAUUUUGCAUAAUUGUCCUGAA